ACCGAUUGGCUUUCUUCGAGCAAACCCUGCGUUGAUUGGUCGAAAGAAACGCUGCCACUGGAUCUUAGAGGAUUUUGUUUAUUCCGGAAGUAUGACUGUGCUCUGGUGAGAAUCGGCACGUUAUACAGACGAAUCCGGUAUUCAUAUCAGGUGCAGUGUCCCUGCUCCUGGAGCCGCUGUAUUUAGCACAGAAGGAAGGAUGGCGUCCUACUUUGACGAGCACAACUGCGAGCCCACCAACCCGGAGGAACAGUACCGCCAGAAUGCUUUGCUGGAGCUUGCCAGGUCUCUGAUGCAGGGCAUGGACAUUGACCUGGGUCCAUUUGACAUAUCAGAGUGGGACCAGCGCCUACCACCUCCUGCCGCCAAAGCUGUGGUACAGAACCUCCCCACGGUCGUUAUCACCUUUGAGCAAGCAGACAGAGGUCUGAAAUGCCCUGUGUGCUUGCUGGAGUUUGAGGAAGAUGAGACCGUGAGGAAGAUGCCUUGUGAACACCUUUUUCAUUCCAGCUGCAUCCUGCCGUGGCUGGGAAAGACGAACUCCUGUCCUCUCUGUCGCCUCGAGCUGCCGACAGACAACCACGAGUAUGAGGAGUUCCGGAAAGACAAGGAGCGAAGAAAGCAGAUGGAGCACAGACUGGAGAAUUUGCAUGGAGCCAUGUACACUUAAGGAGAGCCCCAGUGAUGAUGAGAAACAGUGUCUUUAUGAUCUAGUAUUUUUGUGAUUUCUGUUUUUUUAUUUUGUUUUUACCGUGGGAUUCCAGCUGGGGUUUGAGACAUUUUUGUUGAGUUUGUGAUUCUUAUAAUGAUAUUUAAAAAUUCUUAUAGAAGGACCAAAGAAACUCCAUAUUAGGAGUACUUCUAUCACUACUUUUACUAAAAAUGAGUUCUACAGGAAAUCUUGACUUAUAGAUGAAUGUACAGUCUUUAUAACCUGUUAAAUAAAAUGUUGAUAUUAAGUAAGUUUGCAGUAAGUUGGAGGAAGGGGGUAUUUAUUACUAUGUGAAGUUAUGUAUAAUCUGAGCUUUGCCUCAAUUCCUUUCCAUCAAACACACAGCUCUUUGGGUAUUUGUAGAAAUAAAUGAUUUUUUUGGUAUGUUUUAUAUGAACUGUUGAUUUGGGGGCAGUAUCUGGCUCGAGGAUCAGGACUCAGAAGGUUACUUGGUUGAAUCCUGGGAUUGGUAGACCGAUGCCUUUGUUGGGACCCUGAGUAAGGCCCUUAACCCCAAAUUGCUCCAGGGGCACUGAACACUGACUGAAUCUGUGCUAUGACCCCCAAGCUUGCUCUCAACUGUAAAGGUGUCACGCAGAGAGCAAGAUGUGAUGGGCGAAGACAGAAUUUCACCAUGAGGGUGAAUAAAGUAUCACUAUUCUGUUGUAUUAUAUUAAAAUGGUAUUAAAGCAGUAUAUUCACCAGUGUAACCAUUCAAGUGGCCACACUGCGUAGUUUGUUAACUAGGCUGCACGCUGGUGAAAAGAGGGGGGGGGGGGGCUUGGCGAGUGAUGCUGAGAGGUCUGGGUGUUUCUUUUCCUUAUUUGCAGCCUGUUUUAGCCUAUUGCCUGUCAGUCGCUGUAUCAGUUCUAGCAGGAAUUUCAGCAGCAGGGGAUCUUAGGGGGUUUUUACUGCAGGAAAUGAUUAGUUACAUGGAAUGCUACAUCCUUCACAUAAUUCACAUAUGCAGAGGUAGAUAGUUCAAGUCCAGAAAGUACAAAUCCAGACCAAAGUUUUGUUUCAACCAACCAGUUGAGUACUCUGUGACUGUGACUCUUUAUACUCAUUUGGUUGAAAAUCUUGGUCCGGAUUUUUACUUUUUUGAUCUGAACUAUCCACCUUUGGUCUUAUGUAUGAGUCCGAUCCCUUGAUAUGCUUGGACGAGAUUAAAAUCAUAGAGUCCCUGAAGGUUUCCCGGUCGGAAAUGUCACCCAUUUUUUGUUGGUGUAAAACAACAGAAUAAAACUCAGCAACUGUAAACAA
Messenger RNA from Brienomyrus brachyistius, 1975 nucleotides. RefSeq names its product ring finger protein 181 (gene rnf181). The record is from RefSeq and is a predicted model, not a curated record. NCBI's taxonomy places the organism in Eukaryota, Metazoa, Chordata, Actinopteri, Osteoglossiformes, Mormyridae. Gene Ontology annotation, molecular function: ubiquitin protein ligase activity. Gene Ontology annotation, biological process: protein ubiquitination. Gene Ontology annotation, cellular component: cytoplasm. The transcript has 6 exons. The coding region runs from base 200 to 670 and encodes 156 amino acids.